This is a messenger RNA of Entrophospora sp. SA101, 1659 nucleotides long. The record is from the annotation of a GenBank genome assembly. Lineage: Eukaryota; Fungi; Glomeromycota; Glomeromycetes; Entrophosporales; Entrophosporaceae.
AUGAAACUAAAAAAUUCUCCAUAUAAAAAUAGAAGCUUUUUAAAUAUCGAACAAGAUGAUACUGCAAAUAUUAAUAUUUCUCCAAUUAGAAAAAGCAUCUUUGAAAAUUUUAAAGGAACGAUAACAAUUGAUCAACAACAUAAUAAUAUUGCAAAUAUUAUAAAUUCACCAAUUACAAGAAAUAUGUUUGGGUGUUUCAAAGAAGUUACAGCAACAACAAUAAAUGAUCAAGAUGCUAUAUAUAAUGAAAAUUUUCCAACUAGAAAAAAUCUUCUUGAAAAUAAAACACCUGGUACAAGUGGAUCUACAUGGAAAUUUAAUGCUCCAACUUAUGUUGACUUUCUUAAUGAUUUAACUGACGUAGAUGAUCAAGACCAAUUAGUUUCUGUCAUGGAUUAUAAGGAAAAAAAUUUUACUGAACCUUGGAGUAAUUCCACAUUUAGUUCAAAAAUCAAAAACUAUCAGCUAACCCCAAUUCUCAAUAAAAACUUAUUAUCUGGAAAGAGGAAUAUACAUUCAGCAUCUGGAAAAAAGGACAACAAAAAAGUUUUAUCUGAAAAUGAGACUGAACUCAAUAAUAACAACAACAACAAUAAUAACAGCGAUUCACCCAAAAAAUUUAUUUUAAAAGAAAUCAAUAAUGAUAUUACAAAAGAUGACAAUAAUAUUCAUAAUAAUAAUAAUGAUAAUAACAAUGAUUCACCCGAAAAAUUUAAUUUAAAAGAAAUUAGCAAUGAUAUUAUAAAAAAUAACAAUAAUAUUCAUAAUAAUGUUGAUGAUAAUAUUAAUCAAAGAAAGAAUGAGAAUGAGAUCAUCAAUACCAUUGCUUCUUCGCUCAUUGAUAAUUCUGCAAUUGUCAAAGAAAAGGCAUCAAUAAAUACAAAAGCCAAAAAUAUCAAAUCUAAUAUUAAUGCAACAAGAAAUACCAGAUUUAAUAUUGGAGCAACUAAAAAAAUUACAGAUAUCAAUAGCAAUAAUAAUUCCAUGAAGAAACCAAAGAAAACAACGAUUAAUCCAGUUAUUGAAAGAAAACUUGUAACCGUUCCUAAAGAAUUCCAUUUCUCUAAAAGAUUUGAUCAAUUAAGACGUAAACCAAUCAAAAAAACUAUUAAAAGAACUAUCACGGUUCCAAAACCUUUCAAGUUCCAUGAUACUCAUAAUAAAUCAAGAAAGCAGGUAGCAAAAUCACCGAUUGUGUCAUUGGCUGAAAGGGUUAAAAUGUUUAUUCAGAAAACGCCUGAGAGAUUAAAAUCAAGAUUAGUAACGUUUCAUCCACUUCCUCCUUUAUCAUUUCAUCCACCUACAAAACCAAAAUCACCAUUUUUGCAUACCAAAUUAAGAUCAAAGAAAAUAAAGUUAUUAGGAAGGAUAACAAAACGUAAAUUAUUUAAUGAGGAAAGAAAGAAACAUGGUCAACCUGAGAUCCAUAUUAAAAAGAUGAAGGUAAACGAUAUUAAUCAACAAGAAAUAUGUUUUUUACAAAAAACGACGACAAUUCAAAAACCCAUGCAUUUUGGAAAGAAUAUGCCAACUGGAAUUAAAACGCAACCGAGGAGGUUGGCUAGAAAAAAUUCACCAAUGAUUGGAGAAAAACGACGUCUUAAUAUGUUGUCAAAUGAUCGAUUUAAAAUUAAAAAGAUUUUGAAGCGGGGAAGGUAG